AUGUACACCAAGAAGCACCCGUUUCGCAUGCAAAAGCUCAAUAUCAUCUGGGAAAAGGCCAAGACGAAACUUGAUGGAAAAGCGCUAAAGAAUCUACACGAAGACAUGAAACACCAGGAUGCAAAUGAGAUUGCCCUGAAGAAGCUAAAAGCCGACCACCAUGACAAGGACGGUCUUCGUGAAGCUCAAGUACGCAAAGAAUUUCGAGCACUGAUGCGAAAGUACAGUAUUGAAUGGGAGGACAAGAAUAUCGCCGGCAAAGACAUUAAUAAUAAACCCGCUGACUCAAAUGCCGGCGCAGAAGUUCAUGAGAAGCCGCUGUUCAAGGACAAAAAGGUGGACAAGCUGUGGAAGAAGGCGAAAAAGGGCGAUCUGAAUGAGGAGCAGCUGAAGAUUCUGAAAGAGGAGCUGAAGCACUACGAGGAGAAGAUGUCUCAGUACCACCACAUGAUCUCCGAGCUGCAUAACAAAAAGCACAAGGAAAAGGCCCGACAGGAGAGCUUGGAAAAUCACAUUGACGAGGUGCUAGGACAGGAGGAAAUCGAAAAGGAGCUCAAGGUAGAGGAGACAAGCAAGACGGUGGAGGCGAAACAUCGUGAGCUGAAAGACGAGUACCGACGCCUCUCCGAUGCCGUCUUCAACGCCACCGUCAACGGACAGAAGCUGAAGGGCGGGGAGUUUGAGGAGGAACGUGCCUCCAAGCUGUGGUCACUGGCACUCAAGUCGGACUUUACCGACGAGGAGCUGGAGACGCUGCGAGACGAGCUGCUGCACUUUCAGACGCGCAUUCAGAAGCUCAACUUCUUCCGCGCCCAGCUCGAGUCGGACAAGAUGGCGGGGAAGAAGGGCCUGAACGAGGUGACGGAGGAGGGAGAGAAGGAAGGCCUGAGCGACCACGCUCAGCACAUCGUCCGCAAGGUGAAAGAGCUCAAUCACAAGGUGGAGAAGAUGCACUCCAAAAUUGAGACGCAAAUUCUGCAGCGACACUCUGAGCUUUGA
Rhagoletis zephyria (snowberry fruit fly) is the source of this 999-nucleotide messenger RNA. Lineage: Eukaryota; Metazoa; Arthropoda; Insecta; Diptera; Tephritidae. The record is from RefSeq and is a predicted model, not a curated record.